UCGUGGGUGGGGUUGGUGAAUAGGGAAGUGGCGCAAGUCCCGGGAUCGCUCCGCUGAAUCCGCCCGCGCGUCGCCGCCGUCGCCGCCGCCCCCCGUCCCGGCCCCCCCCGGGUUCCCUCAGCCCAGCCCGGUCCAGCCCGGUUCCCGGGAGGAUGAAGUUCGUGUAUAAAGAGGAGCAUCCGUUCGAGAAGCGCCGCUCUGAGGGCGAGAAGAUCCGAAAGAAAUACCCGGACCGGGUUCCGGUGAUUGUAGAAAAGGCUCCCAAAGCUCGGAUAGGAGACCUGGACAAGAAGAAAUAUCUGGUGCCUUCUGAUCUCACAGUUGGUCAGUUCUACUUCUUGAUUCGGAAGCGAAUUCAUCUCCGAGCUGAGGAUGCCUUGUUUUUCUUUGUCAACAAUGUCAUUCCACCCACCAGUGCCACAAUGGGUCAGCUGUACCAGGAACAUCACGAAGAAGACUUCUUUCUAUACAUCGCCUACAGUGAUGAAAGCGUCUACGGUCUGUGAAGCUGCUGCCCCUGAGGUGGGGGGUCCCAGCCUACAAAGAGAGAGGUGGCCCCCCUCCUUGACCGAGUCCUCCUUCAGGCUCGACCACCACCUCCCUCCUUCAGGACCUGCACUUCCUAGCGUUCGAGGCUCUCCUCCAGCCCCUCUUGGCAGGAGGGCUCGUGGGGGAGGUGGCUUCUAGGACCUCUCCUUUGCCCCCUUUCUCUUUCCGCCUUCCCCACUGUGCUUUAGACUUCUCGAUUGUCAAUCUCUGUCACGUCUAGGAUUGUUUUGGUUCCUGUUCCCUUUCUAACUGCCCAAGGGGCUCAGAACCCCGACAUUCCCUUCCUUUCACUACCUUCUUUUUGGGGGGUAGAGGGGAGGGACUGUAAUUGUGGGGGGAAGGUAGGAGGCACAUCAAUAAAGAGGAAACCACC
Molecule: messenger RNA, 922 nt
Organism: Acinonyx jubatus (cheetah)
Lineage: Eukaryota; Metazoa; Chordata; Mammalia; Carnivora; Felidae
Gene: GABARAP
Product: GABA type A receptor-associated protein
Exons: 4
Coding region: 153-506 (117 amino acids)
Biological process (GO): cellular response to nitrogen starvation; autophagy of mitochondrion; autophagosome assembly
Cellular component (GO): autophagosome; autophagosome membrane; cytosol
Molecular function (GO): GABA receptor binding; ubiquitin protein ligase binding
Source: RefSeq, a predicted model, not a curated record